This is a messenger RNA of Lasiodiplodia theobromae, 1044 nucleotides long. RefSeq lists its product as uncharacterized. Lineage: Eukaryota; Fungi; Ascomycota; Dothideomycetes; Botryosphaeriales; Botryosphaeriaceae. Bases 1 to 1044 code for a protein of 347 amino acids. The record is from RefSeq and is a predicted model, not a curated record. The transcript has 2 exons.
AUGAACGACGGAGUUGCACCAACAUCAAUAAGACAAAGCGCAAAGAAGGCGGUUACAUUCAAGGACCAGCUUCCAAGUUCUACAAAUAAGCGCCGUCUACAUUCGCCGGCCUCGAGCGAGGUUGCCGAUAGCGAGGAUGAUUACAAUACCGACGAAGACGACAAUGAAGACGUCGCCAACGCCGUGGCUGGGAUUGACAUCGGUCAAGAAACGCAAGCCUACAUCCGCCGCAUCGACUUCAACUGCGCUUCAGCGCCGCCGACAGCAGAGCCCGAUCCCGGCGAAGAAAGCACGCAGGAUGAGGACGGUUCUCCUCCACAGCCUGAUAGCACCGCCAAUAGAUCGUUCAACUACGACGAAGAAGCCCAUCAACGUUUGCAGCAGACCCAAGCUGAACACCCAUCACCAGCGCCAGCAACGCCACAAGAAGCACCGCCAUCACCAGCCCACGCCUCCCCUUCCUCACCGAUACCUAUGAUAAAGCGGGAGCCCGAAACCCAGCAACAGCCGCAACUGCUGCAGCUCUGGGACUCCUCCACGCAGGGUCAACACCAACAACCACCCCCUCUUUCCUGCCCUGUUCCGCCCUCUCAAGCCACCACCACCGACAGUCCCACGCAAACUUCUCCCGGUCCUUUCGUCAAACCAGAUCCCGCUGAAGCCCCUCCUUCCUCACAACCGCCGCAAUCGUCCUACCUGCCGGAAACGUAUUACAGCAACAUCUCGGCCGAUGAGCGCAUCCCGUCCUCGCAGCCCACGCAGUUGCAUCUCAAGCAGAUCUUGCUGCAGCCGCAGACGCAGACGCAAGACGAGGAGGACGGGGACGGGGACGAGCAGGACAGGGUGCCUGAUUCGCAAGGGGUGGGGCGGAGGGAGGUGGAGAGCGUUGAGAAGGGGGUGGCAGGUGCGCGGGUUGUGAGAAGAGUAGAGGGUUUGGUGACGGCGACGCAGAUGAUGAUGCAGCAGGGAUCGAUGGGGGAUGAGUUCUCGUUGCCUCCGCCGCCGCCGUGGUCGCAGACGCAGGAGACGGAAGAUGAAGAGUAG